AUGGGAGCUGGUUCUGCCAAGAAAGGGAGGUGCCAAGGGCCGGGGGCGCGGGGCCGGUCCCGGGUGGGGAGCGGCGCUGCAUUCUCAGAGUCUCCAGCAGAGGCUGGGCUGGGCUGGGCUGGGCUGCGGGGAAGGAGCGGAGGAAGCGAGGGGGAGGAAGGCGGCUCUCGCCGCACAUGCAUCGCCCGCGCCCCGCCUCGCGCCGUGCCCGCCCGGUGCCAGCAGCCGGCUCCGCUCUCCGCCGCCGGCGAGGGCUGCGCUGCUGGGCUGAGGCUGCCACCGCUCCGUGCCGGGCUGCCGGGCACCGCUCCGUGCCGGGGCACCGCUCCGCUUGGCGCCGGGGCCGCGCAGGAUGCCGCGGGAGGCCGAGCGCCCCGCGCGGGGGGGCCGCAGCGGCCGCCGACCCAGGCUCCUGUGGAUGCUGCCGGCUACCCUGCACCUCCCUGUGUGAGCCAGCAGAUGAUGGAAGUGACCGCCAUCAGCUGGGCAAAGGACCCUUUGCAAGGUGCUGGAAUAUCAUCUCCGAAAGAUGGGAGUAACAAAUGGGCUUGUGAACUGCACGUGUGACAUAGGCACCUCUGCUGCCAGAACUCUCGUGCAGUAGCCCAAGGCCAACAAAGAACAGGCAGACGCUGGCCACAGCAGCUCAUCCCGGUAACUCCUCUGCGAAACUGUGCAUGGAGAAGCUUCUCUUCCCUUCCCUUUGUGUGAAUGCCUGCUGUGGGUACCCGUACCCCGCU
Molecule: messenger RNA, 740 nt
Organism: Neopsephotus bourkii (Bourke's parrot)
Lineage: Eukaryota; Metazoa; Chordata; Aves; Psittaciformes; Psittacidae
Product: collagen alpha-1(I) chain-like
Exons: 3
Coding region: 1-567 (188 amino acids)
Source: RefSeq, a predicted model, not a curated record